This is a messenger RNA of Benincasa hispida (wax gourd), 1584 nucleotides long. RefSeq names its product BIIDXI-like protein At5g11420. Gene Ontology annotation, cellular component: plasma membrane. The record is from RefSeq and is a predicted model, not a curated record. NCBI's taxonomy places the organism in Eukaryota, Viridiplantae, Streptophyta, Magnoliopsida, Cucurbitales, Cucurbitaceae.
UAAGUGGAAUCUUUUGGUAAGAGACGCACUCACUUUCACUCUCACUCUCACUCUCCACUCUACUCAAGAGCCGAGAGAGCUCAGAGCAUACCCACUGUUACCGAAGGUAGAGAGAGAGAGAGUGAUUGGGGAAGAAAAUGGCCGAUAGCCCUAAAUUUCGCAAAUGCUUGUCUCUUAUUCUUCUUCUUCUUGCUCAUUUGGCUUCUGAAAUCGCAGCUGAAGACGGAUUGGUGGCAAACGGGGAUUUCGAGACAAUCCCAAGUGGCGGGUUCCCGAACGACGGAGCAAUAGAAGGGCCCACCACGAUUCCAAGCUGGACAUCAAACGGCACCGUUGAGCUGGUCGAGUCGGGGCAAAAACAGGGUGGGAUGAUCCUCAUCGUACCCGAAGGUAGACACGCAGUGAGAUUAGGGAACGACGCCGAAAUUAGCCAAGAGUUGAAGGUGGAGAAAGGGGCGCUGUAUUCAGUCACCUUCAGCGCCGCUCGCACGUGCGCCCAGCUCGAGUCCCUUAACGUGUCGGUGCCACCUGCAUCGCAGACCAUAGACCUUCAGACUCUGUACAGCGUCCAAGGGUGGGACCCUUACACUUACGCUUUCGAACCCGAGGACGAAACGGUGCGUCUGGUCUUCCGCAACCCUGGCAUGGAGGAUGAUCCCACCUGUGGUCCCAUCAUUGACGACAUUGCUAUCAAGAAAAUUUUUAUUCCUGAUAGAGCCAAAGACAAUGCGGUGAACAAUGGAGAUUUCGAAUCUGGUCCAUGGAUGUUCAGAAACGGUUCACUUGGCGUCUUGAUCCCGACCAAUCUAGACGAAGAAACGUCGUCGUUGCCGGGUUGGAUCGUAGAAUCAAACCGGGCAGUUCGAUACAUCGACUCCUACCAUUUCAGCGUCCCACAAGGAAAACGAGCCAUCGAAUUGCUUUCAGGGAAAGAAGGCAUAAUCUCUCAAAUGGUGGAAACGACGCCCGAAAAGCCGUACACCAUGACGUUCUCUUUAGGCCAAGCCGGCGACAAGUGCAAACAGCCACUUGCCGUAAUGGCGUUCGCCGGCGAUCAAGCUCAGAACUUCCACUACACCGGCCCCGAUUCCAACUCCUCGUUUCAAAGCGUGAACCUAAAUUUCACGGCCAAGGCCGACAGGACGAGGAUUGCGUUCUACAGUGUUUAUUACAAUACGCGGACUGACGAUAUGAGCUCUCUGUGUGGCCCUGUCGUCGACGAUGUUAGGGUUUGGUUUUCUUCCUCUCACAGAAAUGGGCCUGGAUAUUGGACUUUCGGAGUUGGGCUUGGGCUUUGGUUACUUAUUUGGGCCUUGGUUUAGGGUCUUCUUUUGGGUUCUGCGGAAGUGUCGGUUUUGCCCGUGUAUGGGCUUUGAGUUGUGGCAUGGCAAGCAAGAACCACUCUCUACCCAAAAGCUCUAUAGUUUGUGUUACCUGCUUUAUUUUAAAAUUAGAUUUUGCUAAGUUAUGCAAGUCUUGGUAAAUUGUUGUAUUGUCUCCGCCCCUUUCUGCUUCGCUCGUUCUUUUUUUGGGGACAAAAGUAUAGGCAAAACCAAGCUUAAAUGCUAGCAUGAGUUAAGAAAA